CACGCUUUAUUUUCCAACAAGCUUUUAUAUUGCGCCCCCAAUGAACACCCCCUUCAACGUUUAAUCUUGGCUCCGCCCUUGCUUGCCGAGGUAAAUCGCUUGAAAGAUAGACAAAAUUUGUGCAAUUUCAUUCUAGGUGAACCAUUGUGUACAACUGUGAUAUCAUUAUGGGAAUAUUAAAAAUAGAAAUAUGGAAAAACGAAGACAUUUUGGAAAGGGAAAUUUAUUGUCUUAAGUGCAGGAAACUCGGACAUGAUUAUAAUCAUGGCUGAAUGCAAUUGUGCAAGAUGACAUACUGUUCCACUUGAAUCCAGCAGCUUUCUUUAUUUGCCUAUCAAAAAUCGGUGGCUUUAUUAGAGUUAUUUGGAUGAUUUCAGGAUACUUCUAAUUUUUAAUCAACAGAGCAAUUUGGUGAAACUUCACUUCCGCGACAAUGAAGCCGAAGGGGAGGCCCGGGAAACAGAGUCGAGGUUGUGGCAAGGAGAGUGAUGUUAAUGCCAUGUACGCGGAGGAGGACUGGGAAAUUGUUGAGCCGUUACUGGAGUUCCUCAAGCACAAGAAAGUCCGAGUGUUUGACCCGCACAGAGAUGGAAUGGCCAAUGAAACAAACCUGAAGAUCUGGGUUGACAAGGGCAUCUACAACUCUAAAAUGAGUGUGAUUUUCUUGUCAAGGCGCUGGAGCGAGAUGGUAGAGUUUACGUUUCGUACGGAGUGCGCAGUGACUAGAUUUGCUCAUACGGUAGGGCGCCAUCGUGUUCUGCUCGUUUUGCUUGACAGCCGUAAGAUACCGGACAACUUGCGCCACUUCCAAAAGAUAUAUGCGUGGAAGUUGAAGCAGCACCCUAAAGAUGUAAGAGAGCAUGAAAGGAUUCUUGAAGCUCUGUGUAAAAAGCCAAAAAACAAAUUUCAACGAGGCCGGUUGUUUUGGACCAACCCCUACAUAGGCAGUGACAAACGACAGGCAUACAUCACCGAUGAGAAACAGAGACGAUUUGGGAAAACUGAAAUACUGAGACAUAUCGGCAAAGUCAAAACGGUUUUUGAACAUUUCGAGUUACAUUGCACUUUUGAUAGGUGCACUUUCCGUUGUCAGGGUAACGAAGUUUUAGAAGCAUACUAUCAUUUACAACAGUGCCAGUUUCAGCAAAUAGCGUGCAGGUACUGUAACCAGUUCAUAACAAAAAAGAAAAUACUGAAGCAUGAGAAUGAACGGUGCCUAUACAAGAAAGUAGCCUGCCCGAACCCUUCAUGCAACGGAACGUUCCCUGCGAAAAGUGUUGAAGAGCAUAAAAAGAAAUGUCCUUUUGAAGAAGUUGAAUGCAUACAUGCAGUCUAUGGCUGUAAAAUGAAAUUCAAGAAAAUGGAGACAAAAAAACACUUGGAUUCGUGUCAGUUUGUGAAGAUAUUUUGCAAUGGUUGCCGAAAGGAGUAUUUCAGACGAGACGUGUAUAGCCAUAAAUGCGAAGACGCAUUACCUAUGCAUUUUCAGAAAACGAAGCCAAACUUUUCUUGCAAUGAUGUAAAACGAACGGAAACGUUCAACUGUAAACAUCAAGGAUGUUCGUUUGUUGGAACGUCUCCCAAGUAUCAGCGUCACGUCGUCUGCUGUGACUACAGGCGUCAGCGUUGUGAGCAUUGUGGAGACCGCUUCCCUGUCAAAGACCUGACACAGCAUGAACAAAAUUGUCAGAAGAUAGAUGAAUGCCAAGCUUGUGGAAUGGCAGUUCCACGUUCGGCAAAAGAUACACACGAGUACGUCUGCACUGCUCUAGAGCUUUCUUCGGUAUGUACAAACUGCCACGAGAUUUUGGAUUCUUCGUCAAAAACAUCCCAUCUUGAAACGUGUUCACCUACAGAACAACAGUUUGGUGGGGCUGACCUUAUGAUGAGAACCGAUCUGAAAAACAAAGAAACAAAAUCGAAAAGUGAAGAAAGAGGCGCAGUUUUAAAAGAAAGAGGUCCAAAGAGCAAUAGAGAAAAUGUUAGGAAAACGAGUGGAGGGAAAAGUCCUUGGUCAAUAUUUCAGCCUGUGAUCGAAACAACACCCUAUGAUGUUCGCAUUGUAACGGCAGUAACCAGUCCAGCUCCUUCAAGCAGUGUUUUCGAUUUGAAAAGGGUUUUACAUUCGACAUCAAACGACUUUGUCGAUCUAAGAGAUUUGAAACUCGCUCCGAUAACACAAAAGUCGAGAUACAUGUUCAAUCACUUGGAGGAAAUUUUGGCUGAAAGUAUUUCAAACGGAAACGUGCACAGUGGAUUCUUUGAAAUGUCUUCAUACUGGUAAAGGUGACUUUAAAACGAAAUUAAGACUAUGGACAUGGAGAGUGAACCGGUGCAAAAUUCAUGUCGUGUAAAACGCUUAUACCUUCUUUGGAUGAAAUUAUACAUAUUUAUAUGACAAUAAUACACCAGCAUAUUACAAUUAUACAAGGAAAAGCAUCGAAGAGAUAUCUUAGAGCUAAUAUUAAACUUCUCACUUACUUAUAAAAAUGUAGUAUAUUCAAAGCUGCUCACUCACAGAUUUACCGUUUUGUGAAUUUUUUUAAUUUAUUUUUCGUCUUGGAUUGAGCAUAUAACUGCGUAAAUAUCUGCAGAUCAGUGAUAUAAGCCUGCUGACAAAAAAGCAGAUCGCAGAUUUUCAUAUUUCCGUUCGAAAAUUACUGUUUUGUGGCUAAAAGCGUUCCUAACGGUUUAAGAAAAUCCAUAAACCAUCAUUUUUCAAACUUUAAUAUGAAAAAUCUGCGAUCCGAUGUUUUAUAUCACUGGUUUUCUUACACUUUUCCAUAAAUUGGCUCGUUCGAAGAUAAAAAAUAAAACAGUUGUCUAAACUUUCAAUCUGUGAAAGUGCAGCUUUAAAGGAAGAUGUCUCAUAUUACGUUUUUGUUUAUGCGUGCUGUACAUAGUUCAGACUGAUUGUGCUACUGCUGGUCCAGAUAGUAAACAUUUUUUAUAUUCAAUUUUCACAUUUAAUACCGUCAUAUGACUAUGUUAAUGACUGUACUUUUACGCGCAUUUUAUCAUAAGCAUUUUUAUGUUUUAUGUUUUAAAAAAAAGUUUGUUUAAUAUCUACUGUCAUCGGAUUUUCAAACUCAAUCAUUUUUUUUUAUAAAAAAAAAUCUUAUAAUUUCAAACUAAACAUUACAAUACCAAAAAUGUGAUAAAAUAUUGAAAAAUAUUUCUUUUUUAAAUAUGCACUUUGUACUGUAUAAAGAUAUUAACAGUUAUAAUAUAUAUUUGCAGCACGAAGUGCAUAUUUCAAAAAAGUUUUCGUUUUUUUUCACAUUUUUGGUAAUGUCAUUUUUAGUUUGGAAUAAUAAGAUUUUAUUUUGAUUUUUUUUUAAAAAUGAUUGAGUUUGAAAAUCCGGUGCCAGUGUUAAUAUCCACUUUAAAAACCAUGACACUAACAGAAAAGGCAGAGGGCCAUGUUUGAAAUGUUAUUUCAAACUGACACUUGUAAAUUAUGUACAAAUGUAUAAUUUUGAAACAACUCUCCUGAUAUUUAUUUGUAAUUGUAAAUAGAUGGUUCUGAUUAAAUAACAUAUCGCUUU
Molecule: messenger RNA, 3548 nt
Organism: Mya arenaria
Lineage: Eukaryota; Metazoa; Mollusca; Bivalvia; Myida; Myidae
Exons: 7
Coding region: 434-2284 (616 amino acids)
Biological process (GO): signal transduction
Molecular function (GO): zinc ion binding
Source: RefSeq, a predicted model, not a curated record